AUGGCCGACCCCUUUGCUCCGCGCUCGAUGAAGCGCAAAAACGUCAAAGGACUCGCCCUGACACCUGCCGCUCCGCGGCCCCCGCCGACGGCGGAGACGAACCGAGCCGGGAACGAUCACGAUCACGACGAGGCCGAAAAGGAUGGCCAGCUGGAGAUUGGAAUCGAGUACAAGUUGAACCUGAGGAUAGAGGAUCUCGAGAUCCUCAAGGAGCUCGGUUCCGGCAAUGGAGGCACCGUGAGCAAGGUCAAGCACCUCACGACCGGCACCGUCAUGGCUCGCAAGGUGAUCCACGUCGAAGCCAAAAAGGAGAUGCGCAAGCGAAUCGUUCGAGAACUACAAAUCAUGCACGGCUGCCACUCCGACUACAUCGUCAACUUUUACGGCGCCUUCCUCAACAGCAACAACGACGUCAUCAUGUGCAUGGAGUACAUGGAUGUGGGGUCCCUGGACCGAGUGUCGAGAGUCUUUGGCCCCGUCCGCGUGGACGUGCUGGGCAAGAUCGCCGAGGCGACGCUCGGAGGCCUCACGUACCUGUACACGAAGCAUCACAUCAUGCACAGGGACAUCAAGCCAUCCAACAUCUUGGUCAACUCGCGGGGAUCCAUCAAACUCUGCGACUUUGGCGUCUCCGGCGAGCUGAUCAACUCCAUCGCCGACACCUUUGUGGGCACGUCCACCUACAUGGCCCCCGAGCGAAUCCAGGGCGAAAAGUACACGGUCAAGUCGGACGUGUGGAGUUUUGGGCUGAGCAUCAUGGAGCUUGCCAUCGGCAAGUUUCCCUUUGCCGCGAGCGAGCAGUUUUCGGAUGAGGAGUGUGCGCCCGCCGGCAUCCUGGACCUCUUGCAGCAGAUUGUUCACGAGCCCGCGCCGCAGCUGCCCAAGAGCGAUGCCUUCCCCGUCAUCCUGGAUGACAUGAUUCAAAAGUGUCUUUUCAAGGAGCCCGAGGAGCGGCCGACGCCGCAGGAACUUCUUCCCUCUUCCUCAGCCCUCUUCCAAUGCCCUCUUCCAAUGCCCUCUUCCACCCGCGCCCCUGCCCUUGAACGCGCCACUGACAUGAUGCCCAACCAGGACCGAGAUCCCUUCGUCCAAGCGGCCAAGAGGACGCCGGUCGACCUCCGAGAAUGGGCCGUGGGACUCAUGGAGCGAGACAACCGCAAGUCUCAUCUGGCCCCCCAGCUGUCGCCGGCAACGCAGGAUCUGCUGCGAUCGAGCGACUCACCCACCUUUUUUUCCCAGUCCGAGGACCGCACCAUCCAAACGCCGACGUCGGGGGAGAUUCCCAUCGUCGGUGCCGGGAUCAUCUCGCCACAGGACUACCAGUCACACCGAAGUCGGUCGCCAAGCCGAAACGGUUACGGAACCAGCCGGACGCCCGUGAGCGCGCAUGCCGGCUUGGCGCCUAGGGCGGCGACGACCAACUCGGCACCGCCGACGUCGCUCCACGACGCGACGACUCCCGUGGCCGCGGCCCCCUCCACAUUCAGCCUGCCUGUCCGGUCCGGUCCCCCCGGCGGGCCUUUACCGCCUCCGCCGCCGAAGAAGGAAAUGGCUGACGACCCCCGAAGGGAAAAUCGACGGCAAGCGCAGUUUGGUCUGCCUCCGAACGCGGGCUACAGUCGAUAG
Molecule: messenger RNA, 1626 nt
Organism: Drechmeria coniospora
Lineage: Eukaryota; Fungi; Ascomycota; Sordariomycetes; Hypocreales; Ophiocordycipitaceae
Product: MAP kinase kinase EMK1
Exons: 4
Coding region: 1-1626 (541 amino acids)
Biological process (GO): protein phosphorylation
Molecular function (GO): protein kinase activity; ATP binding
Source: RefSeq, a predicted model, not a curated record